ACACAUUCUUUAUAUUAAAGUUCAUACUACAAGUACCUUAGGAAAAAGGAACUCACUGGCCUAUAUACAUGCAGACAACGGAGAUAGCUGCCUAUAUUUUAUCAAGCCUAAUUAUAGCCAAGAUUUCCCCACCCUGUAUGUUCCAAGUGGAGUAUUUUGUUAAAGAGUAAAGACACCCAUCCGCCCUUUUAACUGCCUUCUCACCAAUAAAAUGAGUUACUUUUCCAGGUCAUUCGUCCAAGCAGUCCAGACCUUUUAACCCUGCUGCUCAGGGUCCCUCGCAGCUCAUCUCCGGCAGCAGAACGACACGGGGCAGACGCAGCCCGCCCCCAGCCCAGCUCCUCCUGCUCCCCGGCAGGCCCCGGCUCACUCAGGGACGGGCAGAGCCCAUCGCGGUGCCCCCGCUGCCCGCUUCCCCCGGCACAGGCGGGAACCUCCCCGGUCCCGCCGGUUUCCAGCGCCGGGCGGUCCCCCUCCAGCCAAUCAGCGCCCGGCCUGCCGGACGUCAUCACUCCGCGCCGCAGAGAGGGCCCUGCCGCCGCCAUGGUGCAGCUCGGUAGCCGCCUCCUGAAGGGCUACCGCGGCGGCCACGUCGUGAUCCGCUUCGCCCUCGGCGGCUGCACCAACCGCCCCUUCUACCGCAUCGUGGCGGCGCACAGCCGGCGCGCCCGCGAUGGGAAGUACCUGGAGCAGCUCGGCUGCCUUGACCCGCUGCCCAACUCCCACGGCGAGAAGGUGGCGGGGCUCAACCUGGAGCGGCUGCGGCACUGGCUGGGCUGCGGCGCGCAGCUCUCCCGGCCCGCUGAGAAGCUCCUGGGUCUGGCGGGGUUCCUGCCGCUCCACCCCAUGACGGUGACCGGCGCCGAGAGGCUGCGGCGACGGCGAGCGCAGGAGGCUGCCGCGCAGCCUGCCGAUGGCUCGCCUGGGCCCGGCGAUGCACAGUGAGAGGCGCCCCGGCUGAGGGCUCUGCCGAGCGGGAAUGUGUCCUGCCCCGUCAGCACCUCCGGCUGCAUUAAAGUGUCAUUUGCACGCUCUGUACUGCCUGUACUGCUCUCUCCAGACUCUGCUCUGAAAAGUUCACUGUUGUUGCAGAACUUGGUGCAGCAUAAAAGGGGUUUUCCUACUACCAUGUAGGUACAGAACCAUUCCAGAACAUUGAUGGCUUUUCCUAAAGGCACAUUAUUAGUUCUAACAUCUCACUUUCUGCAGCAAUGGCACAAUUACUUCCAUUUGCCUGCUGCACUCAUCAAGUGUUUUGACUCCUGGCUGUGACUUACUAUUACAUGACAGUCCAGUGGUCCAGGAGAGGCCUGACACACAUGCAGAUGGUGCUGUAGCUGCAUUUCUGUUUAGUUUCUCCAGAGAGUUUCUGGGCCUAUUUCUUCAUUUGCAAGCAAAAGGGAAAGAUUUCCAUCUUGGGUAUAGAGGGAGCUAGGUUUGCAUGAAGCAAGAUAUAAAGACUUACUACUUGCAUCACAUAUUUGAUCCUACCUGAAAAACACUGUAGCCUCUCUCACCUUAGAUGCACCUCUUGGUUUUUGGAGUUUCCUUUGGUGUAAUUUACACGACUACAAAGGUCAGGCAAAGACAAGUUUUCAGUUUUGCAUCCCAAUGAGGUUUGCAGUGUAACUGCCCUGAGAGAGGCAGAGUAGAAAAAACACUCUAAAGAAAGGGGCUGGCUUGCUUUCAACAACAUCACAAUUCUGAGAAUGGCUUUAUUUCUACUUAUGGAUGAAAGAUAUGAUGAUUUAAAAACUAUUCGUUGGGUAAGGCUGUGAGAGGUGGUAUUGCUUUUCUAAUACUCUCUCCCCCCUUCUUCCAUAUAGUUGAUGUUAAAGAGUCACAUUUUCUAUAAAACAGUGACUACACUCUGGUACAGGGGUUCUAGGAAGUUCCUCUCUAGCUUACUCUAGAUUUCCUUUCUUCAAAGGUAAAGUCUGCAUCUGCACUAUUCCUUCUAUCAUAAUCUAAAGGUACCACACAGCUUUCCAGAAAAGGAGCUUUCUGCUUCCAACACAAGAAGGUAGAUGUGCGAGGUUUCUUUUGUGACAGUUUUGGAGGUCUGGCUUUUCUUCCUGUUAAAAAAAAGGAAAAGAAUUUGUUAUUAAAUAAAGCAUCCCACAAUCAUA
This is a messenger RNA of Strigops habroptila (Kakapo), 2129 nucleotides long. It is a transcript of the gene MRPS16, whose product is annotated as mitochondrial ribosomal protein S16. The transcript is spliced from 3 exons. Lineage: Eukaryota; Metazoa; Chordata; Aves; Psittaciformes; Psittacidae. Gene Ontology annotation, cellular component: ribosome; mitochondrial small ribosomal subunit. The coding region runs from base 544 to 945 and encodes 133 amino acids. The record is from RefSeq and is a predicted model, not a curated record. Gene Ontology annotation, biological process: mitochondrial translation. Gene Ontology annotation, molecular function: structural constituent of ribosome.